Molecule: messenger RNA, 1573 nt
Organism: Exaiptasia diaphana
Lineage: Eukaryota; Metazoa; Cnidaria; Anthozoa; Actiniaria; Aiptasiidae
Exons: 4
Coding region: 339-926 (195 amino acids)
Source: RefSeq, a predicted model, not a curated record
UACUAUUCCUAAGGUUUGAGCCAGAUAAUCAAAAUCUGCUGCUUGUCGCUUCGAAGAACUGGACAUUUGUGGUAAUCAAGUGGAGCUCAAGCUAUUGGGGAACACUCUCCUUAAAAACUGUCCAGGCAGACGGAAAAGAAAGAAGAGAAGACAAAAAAAGGCUGUGGCCAAAGGAUGAAACGCUAAGUAAUGAGGCGAUUGUUUUGGUUGGGAAUGAUCCAGACCACAACAGUWASCGAGGCUUCAGAGGAACCAUAUCAAGGCUGAACAUUUGGGAUACUUGGAUUGGGGAUACAAAACCUGACAGUCUUACAACUAACGCUAGAGUUGCUUGGCCAAUGUUUUGGGAUUUCUAUGGACCUCAAAUUGCUGGAUCUGUUGUCAAAUUGCCAUAUUCUGAACUACAGAGAGUUCAUCAAGCUGUUCCCGCUGCAAACAUCAAGUGGUCAGCCCAUGGAAUCGACAACGUGGCUGUCACCGCUUCCUCUCAAAUAUUCAAAGCCACGUUCAAUGAUAUUCCGUGCGAUUCUGUGGCCUAUUUGUCCGUCACUCUAAAAGCACAGGAGACACCAAAACGCAUCAAAUAUAAGCAAACAUUUACUGGAAAUGUUAAGUGUUAUGGCAUUUUUGGUGGACUACUUUCUGGAGCAUACAGAUUGAACGAGACAGGCCUAUAUCCAUUUGAUUCGACUAAAGACAAGAUAUCUGAAUAUAAAGACAUUGGAUCAUCUUCAGUGCCACACCUACCGUUGGGUUCAAUCUAUGGAUGCCAAGAAGGUAACUUUUGGGAGAAACGGGGAAAUUCAGCAGCACAAGCCACUAUAACUCAACGGUGCAAACCAAAUAUGAAAAGUUUCACUCUCACGACGUUUGUCAAGUGCGGAACAGGGAGUUUUGAACUUUCAAACUUUAAUUUCAUUCAGUGAAGAAUUAGUAGAUUGGAAAUAAGUAUCAGGCCUGGUCAAGGAGUCCUUGGUUGAGGGGGAGGGUAAAACAUCCAGGCUGAUUUUUGAUGUUUUCAAUGCCCACCAAUCUUUUAAUUUUGAGGGCUUUUAUUUUAGUAGUUCCGACGUGGAUGGUAGAAAAAUAUAACAUGUAAUCAGGAAGUCAGAAAUUCGACGAAAUCCGGGGGAGCGGAAGAACCAGAAGGUUUCCUUAUUCCGACUACAAAUAAGAAAUCAUGCAUCUAUUAUGCAAAAACGAAAUGAAAAACAAAAUUUCGGAAGCGGAGUCUUAAGUGGUAGGGAGGGAUCAAUCAAAAGCAUUUUCUCUCCUGUCCCUCCCCGCUUUGAAAAAAGUUGAUAUUAGCCAUUUUGAAUUUGAACGUUUCUGCUUCUUCUGGUUUGUAAAUAUUUCAUUUCAAUGUUUCUGACUUCGCUGAAAACCAGGCUUUUUUCAAUCUACUAAUUUCACAGUAAACAAAUCUCACUUCAAUAUAUUAGAUUUUCUUUAACGCGUGAAACAAAGUAUAAAGUGUGUUUCACGGGUUUAUGAUAAUCACUCUAGCCACUGAUAAAAAUAACAUUGACUAUUUCAUAGUCUAUCCCUUAGACGAAUGACAAGCAGUUUAAGG